AAUGUACAGCGCUGAGCAAACCUAUAUAAAUACUGUAUAAUAAUAAUAUACUAUAUUGCCAAAAGUAUUGGGACACCCCUCAAAAUCAUUGGAUUCAGGUAUUCCAAUCGCCUCCAUGUGGCCACAGGUGUAUAAAAUCAAGCACCUAGGCAUGCAGACUGUUUCUACAAACAUUUGGGAAAGAAUGGGUCGCUCUCAGGAGCUCAGUGAAUAUAAGCGUGGUACCAUGAUAGGUUGCCACCUGUGCAAUAAGUCCAUUUGUGAAAUUUCCUUGCUACUAAAUAUUCCACGGUCAACUGUUAGUGGUAUUAUAACAAAUUGGAAGCAACUAGGAACAACAGCAACUCAGCCACGAAGUGCUAGGCCACGUAGAAUGACAGAGUGAGGUAAGCACAUGCUGAAGAGCACAGUACGUAGCAGUUGCCAACUGUCUGCAGAAUCAAUAGCUAAGGACCUACAAACUUUGUGUGGCCUUCAGAUUAGCACAACAGUAUAUAGAGAGCUUCAUGCAAUGGGUUUCCAUGGCCGAGCGGCUGCAUCCAAG
Messenger RNA from Staurois parvus, 544 nucleotides. NCBI's taxonomy places the organism in Eukaryota, Metazoa, Chordata, Amphibia, Anura, Ranidae. The record is from the annotation of a GenBank genome assembly.